Molecule: messenger RNA, 1480 nt
Organism: Fusarium oxysporum Fo47
Lineage: Eukaryota; Fungi; Ascomycota; Sordariomycetes; Hypocreales; Nectriaceae
Product: ubiquinol--cytochrome-c reductase catalytic subunit CYT1
Exons: 4
Coding region: 171-1139 (322 amino acids)
Biological process (GO): mitochondrial electron transport, ubiquinol to cytochrome c
Molecular function (GO): electron transfer activity; heme binding
Source: RefSeq, a predicted model, not a curated record
GAUCCGACCCGCAUCCAAUCAGAGCCGGCUUAUUGGAACGCUCGAUAGGAUUUUGUCUGAUGCUGCUAAUGAUCUCUGCUUGAGCCCUUUUGUCCUCCGACUCCGAGAACGACCUCCCCAUCUCGCCGUCUCAUAUUCGAUCGCACCAGCGACGGUAUAGCUCGCCCACAAUGCUUGCCAGGUCGUGUUUGCGCUCGACGCGCACCUUCAAUGGCCUCCGGAACGGCCCUUCUGCUGUCACCAAGCGUGCCGCUUCCUCGAGCUCCAGCGCCGCCAGCGAUGCCUCUGCCACCCGAUUGAACCUGGCUGCCGCCGCCUCGACUACCCUCGCCCUCGGCUCCAUGGCCUGGUACUAUCACCUUUAUGGACCUGUCGCCUUUGCUAUGACUCCCGCUGAAGAGGGACUUCACGCUACCAAGUACCCUUGGGUUCACAACAAGUGGUUCAAGACCUUCGACCACCAGGCUCUCCGCCGUGGUUUCCAGGUUUAUCAGGAGGUCUGCCAGUCCUGCCACUCCCUCAGCCGAAUCCCCUACCGAACUCUCGUUGGUUCCGUCUUGACCGUUGACGAGGCCAAGGCCCUUGCUGAGGAGAACGAGUACCCCGGUGAGCCCGAUGAGCAGGGCGAGAUCCAGAUGCGUCCCGGAAAGCUGGCCGAUUACAUGCUUCCUCCUUACAAGAACGAGGAGGCUGCUCGAUUUGCCAACAAUGGUGCUCUUCCCCCGGAUCUGUCUCUUAUCAUCAAGGCCCGUCACGGUGGCUGUGACUACAUCUUCAGCUUGCUCACCGGCUACCCUGAAGAGCCCCCUGCUGGUGUUCAGGUCGCUCCCGGCAUGAACUUCAACCCUUACUUCCCCGGUACCGGUAUCGCCAUGGCUCGUGUCCUUUACGACGGUCUCGUCGAGUACGAGGAUGGUACUCCCGCCACCACCUCUCAGAUGGCCAAGGAUGUUGUCGAGUUCCUCAACUGGGCUGCCGAGCCCGAGAUGGACGACCGAAAGCGAAUGGGUAUGAAGGUCCUUGUCGUCUCUGCCUCUCUGUGGGCCGUCAGUGUCUGGGUGAAGCGAUACAAGUGGGCUUGGUUGAAGUCUAGAAAGAUCGCCUACGACCCCCCUAAGGAGGUCAAGGUCCGCCGCUAAAGGGGCAACAUCUCAAAGUCUCAUUUGUAUACUAGUCGCCCCUAGAGCAGCUCCUUUGUCGGCGGUGGCGGGUAGAAAAGAAGCCUGGUCGUGGAAGGAAAGGUGGAUGUUAGAGUGUAAAUCAGAUGAAUCGUUUUCAAUACCUUAUUCGACAAACUACACUGGGAAAUAUGCAGGGGUGAUUGGUGGUAAAAAUGUGAAAGCUUUCUGUACUCAUGGCUGCCACUUUGGCCAACUUUAAUGCUUGAUAUGAUUCUCAUGUCCUGAUCUGAAUAACCCGAGUUCAUUGGAUUCUCAUCAAAAGCCUUGGUUAAGUUUACUAUGUCACCUUUCAACCCCAC